AAGUCAUGUGAUUUCAUUUCUGUAGGCAGCGAGAGAGACACACAAGUCGCUGUUCAAUAUAUUGCAGCGUUUGAAACAAAGUAUCUAGUAGUUGUAUUUUCACUCCGGGCACGUCCAACAUGGCUUGGACGAAGUAUCAACUCUUUCUUGCGGGUCUUAUGCUCACAACCGGCUCUAUCAACACGCUAUCAGCAAAAUGGGCUGACAUGUUCUCCGCAAAGGGUUGCAAAGACUCCCCUGAACACACAUUCUCCCACCCAUUUGUACAGGCCGUAGGGAUGUUCCUGGGGGAGCUCAGUUGUCUGGCCGUCUUCCACAUGCUGCUUUGUCAUGACAGACGAAGACCAGAGCCCAAGAUGAACACGGGCCAGAGCUUCAACCCCCUCCUCUUCCUCCCCCCUGCCCUCUGUGACAUGACCGCUACCUCCAUCAUGUAUGUCGCCCUGAACAUGACGAGUGCCUCCAGCUUCCAGAUGCUGCGUGGGGCGGUGAUCGUCUUCACAGGCCUGCUGUCGGUGGCCUUCCUGGGGCGCCGCCUGGUGGCCAGUCAGUGGACGGGCAUCUUCAUCACGAUUCUGGGCCUGGUAGUGGUGGGCCUGGCCGACUUCAUGAGCGGAAACAAGGACGACUCACACAAACUCAGCGAGGUCAUCACUGGUGACCUUCUGAUCAUCAUGGCCCAGGUCAUUGCUGCUGUCCAGAUGGUUCUGGAGGAGAAGUUUGUCUACAAGCACGACGUUCAUCCUUUACGGGCAGUGGGCACUGAAGGGUUCUUUGGCUUCUUCAUCCUCUCGCUCCUCCUCAUCCCUUUCUUCUAUGUCCCGGUGGGGAGCUUCAGCAACAACCCCCGCCACGUCCUCGAGGACGCGCUGGACGCCUUCUGCCAGAUCGGCAACAACCCCAUGAUCGUCCUGGCGUUGCUCGGCAACACAGUGUCUAUCGCCUUCUUCAACUUCGCCGGCAUCUCCGUCACCAAGGAAAUCAGCGCCACCACGCGCAUGGUGCUGGACAGUCUGCGCACCGUGGUGAUCUGGGUGGUCAGUCUGGCUCUGGGCUGGGAGCAGUUCCAUGGGUUACAGGUGUUGGGUUUCAUUGUGUUGUUGGUGGGUGCAGCGCUGUAUAAUGGACUUCAUCGCCCUCUGCUGGCGAGGAUUCCGUGCUGCGCCAGCAUGGUGGAGGAAGAGGAGGGCAACCCGGCAGAGAGGGCGAGACUGCUGGAUGAGGGAAGGGUGCAGGAGGAGACCUAACUGACUGACCUGACAUGAUGAUGUCGCAACAUGCUGAAAGUGUGUGUGUGUGUGUGUGUGGUGGUGGUGGUGGGGGGGGGGGUCUGACAUAACUUCACCAUACCCCUAACCACACCAUUUGUGUGUGUGUGACACGAAGACAACACAUUUCUCAGAUUACUGUACAAGACACUCUUUAAAACCGUGUUGUUCACUCCUGGUAGUACAUUUCAGGUGACAUGUUGAUAUGAUCUUGGAAUAGCCUUCUUCAUGUCAUGCUGCAGCAUCAGUUAAAUGUGUGUGUCAAUGGUGGCAGACAUUUUAUAAAUCACCUAAAGGUGAAGCAUAACAUCGUUUGAUAGAGAGUGCCAUACUGUGGUCAUUGGUAGAUAUUCACGACUGAAAUUAUUGGCACCCUUUAUAAAGAUGAGCAAAAACCACUAUAAAAUAAAUAAUACAAAUAGUGAGCUAUAUUGUAUGCAAUUUUGGGGGGGGGAAUUAUAUUAUUUUAUACUAAUACAAUUGCUCAGAUUAAACGAUUUUGUUUAAGUCAUUAAAAAAAAGGGAAUAUUGAUUAAAAAAUGUAAAUCACGCUGUAAAGCUGAACGAUGCGGGUUGAAUAGAGACCUAAGUUAAUACAAGUCCAUGAUUUCAUACCAGGGGAAGUCAGAAAUAAGAGGUCAGUACAAAUGCCAAUGCUCCCGCUUUAGCGGAGACUACAUUCUCGGUAAACGCUGCAUAUGUCGGCUCAAUCGGAAAUUACCUUUACAUUUCUAUCGCGGAAUCUGUAAUGCUUCAGUUUUACAGAUUGAAUAGAGCGAAUAGACAAGAUAUUGCACAUGGAACUUGCGAGCUAUUGGUUUCAUGCUUUUUUUAAUGGUUUUCUAUUAUUGCACUGUACAUUUUACCAGCGACCACAGUUAGCUGAAAUGUUCCCCACUGAAUACUUGUUGCAGAAUGACUGACUUUGUGAGAGUACCAAUGCCAAUAUCAAUGCAGUACCUCAAGUGUGAUUUGGGAUCUAUGAGUUAAUCAUUCCUGCAUGAUUGCAAUGGUUUUGGCUAUAUUCAUAUAUUCAUUGACUGGCACAUUAUCACAUGUAAAUGUUGUAAAAAGCACAUGCUUCUUGGUAUAUCUUUUUCUAUCAUUGGGUAGCGUUUGUGAAUAUUGCUGGCGCUAUCCCUAAGGCUAUGCCAUAGAUUAAAUAGGUUAGUUGAGCAGCCUACCAAGCUCUCAGUAAGUGAAAGGGAACUGUUUUCGGUACAUAGAAUAUUAAUGUUUAUGCUUUUUUGAGACCUAUGCUGCACCUUUUGAUUAGGACAUAGAUUUGCUUGUGAUUUGCAGUGUCAUGUGAAACGUUGACUGGAUGCAAUGAAUUUGGCAACAAAAAAAAGGGAAAUGGAGAGGGUUUCCCGUUAAAUGCUUUUUAAAAUAGUAAUGAAAUAAAAUGUUUCUGGGUGGAAAAUGUGCUAGAUUAUA
This is a messenger RNA of Coregonus clupeaformis (lake whitefish), 2705 nucleotides long. Its product is annotated as solute carrier family 35 member F6-like. Gene Ontology annotation, molecular function: transmembrane transporter activity. The transcript is spliced from 6 exons. Lineage: Eukaryota; Metazoa; Chordata; Actinopteri; Salmoniformes; Salmonidae. Gene Ontology annotation, biological process: transmembrane transport. The record is from RefSeq and is a predicted model, not a curated record. Gene Ontology annotation, cellular component: intracellular membrane-bounded organelle; membrane. Bases 120 to 1247 code for a protein of 375 amino acids.